GGAACAACGCUGCUGCGCCGCCACCAGUGUAUGGUUACCCGCCCGUGUAUCCGCCACCAAACACAUCUUACCCUCCACCACCGCCUGCGGGGUCGCACUCCCCAUACCUCCAGCAAGGUGGACCGGCCGUGCCGACAUACGAUCAACACGAGGCAGAGACUAUGAAAAAGGGUGAACCGCCUAUGGGAUACCCCGCACCCCCUCCAGACUAUGCUGCGGAUACUCCUGCUGCCGCUACGGCGUCCUCGUCUGACCCAAAUCCGACUGUUCCAUGGGGAAUGGAGCCGUCUACAGAAGAAAUGGACCAGCGGUUUGAAGGGACCAGUAAGGGCAAGUUCGCCAUACUUACAGGAACAAACACUGUUCGCUGCAUGGGAUGCGGUCAAAACUGCGUUUACAAAGAUCCUACAGUUAAAUUUAUAAGAUGCCCACGCUGCAAACAAUGGACACCCCGCAAACACGCAAAGCCUAUAAACGAGGAUUACGAGUUUGUUCACUGUGGUGGACAGUGCAAUGUCCUAUUGCUGGUGCCGAAAGGAGUGACCGUGUUCAAGUGUCCGCGAGAGAGAGUUGUGGUUGGCGCGAAAGGGAAGAUGGGUUUGCAGCCGAAGGCCAGAUGA
Messenger RNA from Sphaeroforma arctica JP610, 620 nucleotides. RefSeq lists its product as hypothetical. Lineage: Eukaryota; Ichthyosporea; Ichthyophonida. The annotation marks the transcript as partial. The transcript has 5 exons. The record is from RefSeq and is a predicted model, not a curated record.